AUGAUAUUUGACAAAGAACUUGCAAAAUUAUCUUUACCACCUGAACUCCUCUUGUUCCCAGGAGAAACCGUGGAAUUUUCAUUAAAAACCGACGCCAUAAAAUUGUUUGUAUCUACGGCUGAUGGAGGGUUUACGGAAUAUGGUGGGAAACCUUAUGAAAACUAUGACUUAAUCGAUGCUGUGACUGAAUCAAUCGUUGUGAUAUCCAAUUAUCGUACAUGCUAUCAACCUAUAAGAACUUCUUCGACUCAUGAUUCAUCUCUAUUGUAUUCGCCAUGUGUGCCUUUCAUUCAUAUCCCACAUCUUACUAUCAAUAAUAUUGAGCAUUCUGCAAUGCAAAUAACCAUUUCGCAGAAAUUCUCAUCCUCAAAAUAUCUUUUUAAAUUUUCGAAACCGAAACCUUCAACUACUUCUGGUAAUUUCAUAAAUAUUCGAACCACGGCUAUAUCAUUAUGUGAAGAUUUUCUCACUAUCUUGAAAAAGUUCGCGCAGCCAACCAGUGUGGAGAACGUGUUUGCGUUUAGGAUGGGCGAGAAGGUGUUCCAACUGAAUUCCAAUAAAGUAACCGAGGUUAAAAAUAUAAUGACAAAAGAGUCAAAAAGUCAUAAACUGACUUUAGAAGAACAAAUCUUCGAUGAUCUAUUUGGAGAUAAUAGUAGUUCGGAUGACACUGACAAUGAAGUUGAAUCAAAAGGGAUUGAUGAAAAGGUAUAUAAAACGAUGCAAAUACUUGGGUGGUCAAAGGGCUAUCGUAUCCAAAAAGAAUUUGAGCGUAUGCAAAUGAAUCCUGAUUCUUGGUGUAUCGCAUCAGUCAAUGAUGACUUUACAUUAUCACCAACUUACCCUCAAGAUUUCAUAUUACCUUCAAAAAUUUUAAAAGCUGCUUCUUCAACUGAUUCGGAUUCUUCAGAAAACCCUCCAAUUUCAGUAGCAUCGCAACCAACUUCGAUGUUCUUUCGUAAUCUCGCACGAUUUCGUUCGCGUGGUCGUUUUCCAGUUAUAUGUUGGAAAAAAGGACUUCAUGUAUUAAUGCGUAGUGGACAACCAAUGACAGGUUUUCUUGGAACACGUGGAUUUGAAGACGAAUUAUUAAUUCGUGAAGUUCUCAGAGCUGUAAAUGAUGAACAACACAAUAUUAUUGCUGCAUCUAAAGGAAAUAGUCGAAGGAUGAAAAACAGCUUUGUACCUUACAGUCGAACUUCAAACAUGUCAGGGGCACAAUAUAAUACAAAAGUCUCUACGAAGAUAUGUAUUUUGGACGCAAGAGGGUAUGCAUCUGCUUUUUCAAAUGGAUGUGGCGGUGGUGGUUAUGAAAAUGCAGAAAACUAUCCAACAAAUACAUCUUUAAAUUUUCUCGGUCUCUCUAAUAUUCACACAAUUUCCUCUUCACACGAUUCGUUAUUACGUGCAAUCUCUGCAAGUUCGACUUCGUCCAAUUGGUAUUCUGUAUUAGAAUCGACCUUAUGGCUUAGUCACGUUGCAGAUUUAUUAAAAGCUGCUGGAGGACGUGAUGGAGUUGUUGGGAAGAUUGUUGAUGAUGACGCGAGUGUAUUAGUUCAUUGUACAGACGGCUGGGAUAGAACAACUCAAUUAGUGUCGUUAGCUCAGAUAAUGUUGGAUCCAUAUUAUCGUACAAUAAAGGGGAUGCAAGUUUUAAUCGAAAAAGAAUGGGUUGCGUUUGGGCAUCCGUUUCGAGCGCGUGGUGACCUCCCAAGCACUUUGUUAAGUAGCGACUCACGAAAACAUAAUUCAGAUAAAUACCCAUCGUCUAGUUUCAAUGUACAACCAGCACAAGUACAAAGUACACCUGCGCCCGUUUUCCUCCUGUUUCUCACAUGUGUCCACCAUCUAGUACAACAGUUUCCCGCGGCGUUCGAGUACAAUGAUUUCUUUUUGUUGUGUCUCGCACGUGCAGGAGCAGGAAAUUCUCCGUUUGGUGAUUUUCUAUGUAAUUCGGAAUGUGAACGCGAUUGUCUUCGUCUACGCGAAAGAACCACAAGUAUAUGGGGAUGGGUAAGAGAACGAAAACAAUGGUUUCGAAAUGCAGGGUAUCAACGACCGCGAAAACAUGAGAUUCACUAUCAUAGUGAUGGAACUAUAAAUCAAAGUUCAUGGAAGAAAAUGGUCCUGCGUCCUGACACCGAAGCUAGAAUGAUUACGCUAUGGGCAGAAUAUUAUUUCCCAAAGGAUGAUUUAUCAAUUCCAUUGUUAUCUACGCCCAGCGGUGCAGAAUUUAUUGUGCCUCAUGGAAUGCAUAUUCCUCCGGCUCAUCAUUCUUAUCAAGUCGGCGGAUUUCCAAAAGAAUAUUAUCUUGUGAGUUUAUUUGUGAAGAGAAGACAGCGUAAGAUAGUCGAAAAAGUUUGGCGUACAUGGCGAUCUUUAGUCUUGGAAAAAAAGAGAAAAAGACAACAGCAGCUGCAUCAAAAUCAUCGUGAUUCACUAGAUGAACAAGAAACAAAAUGUGAACAAAAGAAAUCAAAAAUCCUUCGACAAGAAGAUAAAGACGAUAAAUGGGACAUAGAAGAAAUGGUAGUGACAGGAGAAGAUGGUGACGGCAAUAAUGAAACCGAUUCUCCUCAAUCUGAAUUACUUCACCAAAUGAAAAAAAUCGAUGAUUCACGGGUAUUUUUAAUGGUAAAAACGCCUGCGGAUAAUAAUAGGCUAGUCGGUGGGGGGAUACGACAACAAAGAAAAUCUUCAACUGACUCUACAUCUACAUUAUCAACAUCGGGAGGAAGAUCUCAAAGUCCUAAUAGUGAAAAUUCGUCGUUAAGUGAUGAUGAUGAUUACGAAAUCCACCAAGAAAAUAAAGAAAAGGCUUUGAUAUGGCGAGAAACAGAACAAUAUGAACCAAAUCUGGCUGUUAGAGAACUUUUUGAUAGUCAUUUACAAGAAUGGGUUGAAUUAGCACGGCAAAACGAUGUAACACCAGUGAUAAAUGAAUUCGAUCAUGAUAGUGACAUUGCGGACCUCUUAAGAGAAGCGCAAAUGGAUAGCGAUAAUUCUUUAGGGGGAAGUAAUAAAAACACAAUUGAAGAAUUAUUAAUGGAAGCUCAGACAGAUACAAGCCCCGCAAUGGAUAUACGCAGUCACGACAUUGAUAAUACCACAAAAAUGACAUUAUGUCUUGAUGGUAUUCAUGAUUCAAAUUGUAAUCACAAUACAAUUUGCAAUACUUUACACAAUAACAACACGUCUGUUACUACUACUGUCAUCAACAAAAGAACCAAUUCUCUAUCCUCAAUCACCAACGCCACUACCAUGAGCACCAUCACAUCGAAAUUGUCAUCAAAUUCCCCAAUAAAAACAAUACCGCCAACACCACGAAAGUAUGUCGAUGUAAAUGAAUUCUCUACGGCAUUCGAACGACCGAUUAAAAAAUCAUCGAGCGUCAAUGGCGUUAGUCUCAGUACACGAAAUAGUAUGCAAGAUCUAGGCGA
Ambispora leptoticha is the source of this 3440-nucleotide messenger RNA. NCBI's taxonomy places the organism in Eukaryota, Fungi, Glomeromycota, Glomeromycetes, Archaeosporales, Ambisporaceae. The record is from the annotation of a GenBank genome assembly.